AUGGCAACAUGUGCGAAAGGUAUUGGACGAUUGUCGUCAAGAAGACAGCCAUCGGUCUUGGCUCAAGCGUACCGCAGGAGAGCAUUUUAUGAUGUGAACAAUGUCCGAAUGGCUUCGUCAGCUGCCGCUGUGGCCGCCACUGGGACUGAAAAGAAAGAUACCGCCACAACGAAUGCAGAAGCCAAUUACCAAAUUGUGGCGGAAGUGGGCGAUUUCGACACUACCCAAGCCAAUCGCCCCGAUUUCGAGCACUCGAAUAAGCCCAUCAAUGUCACCAAAUCUCCCAACCCAGACUGGGCAUAUGGGCAAGGAGUCCCAGACAGCGGUGCCAGUGCUACUAAAAAGCACCGCGAGAUCGACCCCUACGCGCCGGAGCGCCCAAUGAUCAACAACUAUCAUCUACUUGUUUCUGGCAUUGCACCACGCCCGAUUGGAUUCCUGAGCACCGUGUCCGGCGAUGGAAAGACCAAGAACCUCGCCCCGUUCAGCUAUUUUCAGGUCAUUGACCACGAUCCGCCGAUGUUUAUCGUUGGGUUCUCCUCUCGGCCGGGUCGGGUCAAGGAUACUUUCCGCAAUUUGAAAGAAACAGGCGAGGUAGUCAUUAAUACAGUCUCGGAGAACAUGAUCGAGGCAGUCAAUGCCACUUCCAUCGAUGCGCCGUAUGGUGUUUCCGAGUGGGAGAUAUCAGGUCUGCAUGAGGCGCCUACGACAACUGUUAAGCCUGCCCGUGUUCAGGAGUCUGUGUUCUCCAUAGAAGGGAAAGUGGUUGAUAUCAAAGAGUUCGAAGACCAUAUCAAGCCUGGGAUGAGCAUUGCCUCACUGGUGCUUAUCAAGGCGACCCGAUUCUGGGUUCGAGAGGAUGCUGUUGAUUCAGAGUUUAGACACAUUGACCUGAAUCAAUUGCGGCCUUUGGGACAGCUGGGUGGUAUCUCUUAUGGGCGGGUUACUUCCGUAUUUGAACUGCCCAGGAGACGAUGGAAUGAUGAAUAUCCACAGAGUGAGCUACUGACAAGAUUGGAGGAGUCGAAGACAGAGACGAAAUAA
Messenger RNA from Aspergillus udagawae, 1044 nucleotides. RefSeq names its product flavin reductase family protein. NCBI's taxonomy places the organism in Eukaryota, Fungi, Ascomycota, Eurotiomycetes, Eurotiales, Aspergillaceae. The transcript has 2 exons. The coding region runs from base 1 to 1044 and encodes 347 amino acids. Gene Ontology annotation, molecular function: FMN binding. The record is from RefSeq and is a predicted model, not a curated record.